Molecule: messenger RNA, 1299 nt
Organism: Alosa alosa (allis shad)
Lineage: Eukaryota; Metazoa; Chordata; Actinopteri; Clupeiformes; Clupeidae
Gene: hddc2
Product: HD domain containing 2
Exons: 6
Coding region: 29-661 (210 amino acids)
Cellular component (GO): cytoplasm
Molecular function (GO): 5'-deoxynucleotidase activity
Source: RefSeq, a predicted model, not a curated record
CACAAUCAGCACUUGUUUACAGAGAGGUAUGGACAAUAUGUUGCAGUUUAUGAAACUUAUUGGUCAGCUAAAGCGUGUGCCACGCACGGGCUGGGUGUACAGAAAUGUGAAACAACCGGAGAGCGUUUCAGAUCACAUGUACAGAAUGUCCAUGAUGGCUCUUACGAUUGAAGAUCGCAACCUCAAUAAGGACAGGUGCAUGAAAUUGGCCCUAGUUCAUGAUAUGGCAGAGUGCAUUGUGGGGGACAUUGCCCCUGCAGACAACAUAAGCAAACCAGAGAAACACAGGAGAGAGAAGGAGGCCAUGGAACACUUGACAGGACUACUAAGUGAUGGUCUUCGGAAGGAAAUUUACGAUUUAUGGAAUGAGUACGAGACGCAGUCCAGCCCCGAGGCCAAGCUGGUAAAGGAGCUGGACCAGCUGGAGAUGAUCCUGCAGGCCCACGAGUACGAGCAGCUGGAGGGCACGCCAGGACGCCUGGAGGAGUUCUUUACCUCCACCCGUGGCCGCUUUCACCACCCAGAGGUGCUGCGAUUGGUGGAGAGCUUGAAUGACGAGAGAGCAAGGCACAUGGGUAAGGGGGAGGCUGAGCAACCAGCAGCAGCAGCAACACAGGAGAAAACGGACACUUCAACAAACACACCAUCUAGCUCCUCAUGACUGACAUACGCCUCAAAUCCUCCACUGGACUGAUAUGUUUGUGUGUGCCUGCGCUCAACCCCCUCAUAAUGUCACUAUUUGGAACACACUGUGAUGCGUACGGUGAAUUGUAAUUGAGUUGUCAUACACAUGGUGGUGCUGCAACUCAAAUCAACAAAAUAUAAAUAAAGGGUGAAAGAGUAACUAUUUGUAGUAAGGUUGAACCCUUACAAUUUCUGAGCAAAUGUCACGAUUUACCUCAGGCAACUUGGAGAUGAUGAUGGAUAAUCCAAGCUGCCAAAAGAAAAUAAGUGUCUAUUCAGAAAUAGAUGCAAUAGACUUAGCACCACAUUAAAGUCAUUACUUGAAAUGUUGCAUUUUAUUGUUAAUUAAUCAUCUAAACAUGACAGUUCUAGUUUUUAAAUGCAUGUCAGCAGUAUUUGAAAAAGUAUUUCUUUACCUUUUCUUUAUUUGUAUUUGUUAUUGUGGUUAGAGUAGGCAUCACAAAGUUCUGUGUUGCCUUCAGUAUAGUGGUUUGUUUUUGUUUUUCUUUGGAUAUUACCAAACUGUUAACUAUAAAUAUUUGUAUGUUUCUUUUUAAACCUUGAUCUUUUUAAGUUUUCCCUUCUGAAUACAAAUGCAAGAUUCUGAAAAAGUCA